Messenger RNA from Microthlaspi erraticum, 597 nucleotides. NCBI's taxonomy places the organism in Eukaryota, Viridiplantae, Streptophyta, Magnoliopsida, Brassicales, Brassicaceae. The record is from the annotation of a GenBank genome assembly.
AUGGCGAAACAUUCUUCUUCCUCUGGGGGCCGAACAAACCUCGCUUCAUGCGCCGUCGCAACUGUCUUCAUCGUCUUCCUUAUCAUCGCCGCCGUUACCGUUUACCUCACAGUCUUUAGACCGAGAGAUCCAGAGAUCUCCGUCACCAACGUCAAAGUCCCGUCAUUCUCCGUCGCCAACAGCUCCGUCAGCUUCACCUUCUCUCAAUUCUCCGCCGUUAGAAAUCCAAACCGCGCAGCUUUCUCUCACUACAACAACAAAAUCCAGCUCUUCUACUACGGUAACCGGAUCGGUUCCACGUUUAUACCGGCUGGUGAGAUCGAAUCGCGUCGAACAAAGCGCAUGUUCGCCACUUUCUCAGUGCAGUCGUUUCCACUUUCUAAUUCUCAAAUAUCCGCCGCCGAUUUUCAGCGCUCUGGAACCGGGUUAGCGGAGGCGGUUAACCGGGCCGGGUCUACAGUGGAAAUAGAGUCGAAGCUGGAGAUGGCGGGUCGGGUUCGGGUUCUCGGUCUGUUUAGUCACCGGAUCGCAGCAAAAUCCAAUUGCAGGAUAGCGAUUUCCACGAGUGAUGGGUCGAUUGUAGCCGUCCGUUGUUGA